This is a messenger RNA of Talaromyces proteolyticus, 4293 nucleotides long. RefSeq names its product putative P-type calcium ATPase. NCBI's taxonomy places the organism in Eukaryota, Fungi, Ascomycota, Eurotiomycetes, Eurotiales, Trichocomaceae. The coding region runs from base 1 to 4293 and encodes 1430 amino acids. The record is from RefSeq and is a predicted model, not a curated record. Gene Ontology annotation, molecular function: P-type calcium transporter activity; ATP binding; ATP hydrolysis activity. The transcript is spliced from 2 exons. Gene Ontology annotation, biological process: intracellular calcium ion homeostasis; calcium ion transmembrane transport. Gene Ontology annotation, cellular component: intracellular membrane-bounded organelle; membrane.
AUGGUCGAACCCCCUACAAACGGGGAGAGUCCCCGAAACUCGCUCCCUCAGCGCCGUGAACGUGCCCCAACGAUUACGAUCGACACGUCUGCAGUGAGCCCGAUCACACCAACGGAUCCCAAUCUCCAAGCAAACAUUCCACCAAGCCAGCCAGCAGCUCCGUUCCUAGCGCGCGAAAGCUCAGAUGCAACACGAUCAAGCAUUUCGCCUACAGAUGCCCGGUCUUCAAAUUCGUUUGAUUUGCUGCGAGAGAGUCGACCUACCUCGCCUCACAAUAUCUCCUCCCCAACGCACAAAGCGAGCGAUAGUAGCCAUUCCCAUUUUCUAGCCGUCCCUGGUACUAGAUCUCGAGGCAACUCCUUGGAAUCAGAAAGCAAUGGAAGCAACAGUAGCUCCUUUGGUGGGGACACUUACGUUCAGUCAAGCCCUUCUCAAACCGACCCAGCGUCACACGAUCUUAGCCGAGGCGAAACCUUGAUCCUUAGCGACGACGAAGCUUUACGACCCGAUCCAGGAACGGAGCAUGAAUUCGAGGUGGAAGAUAACAAGUUCGCAUUUUCCCCGGGUCAAUUGAAAAAAUUUCUGAAUCCCAAAAACCUAGGCGCUCUUCACGCUGUAGGUGGAAUGGCGGGUCUCGAAAAAGGAAUAAGGACUGAUCGGUACUCAGGUCUGAGUAUUGAUGAGACUUAUCUUGAAGGAAAUGUGUCUUUCGAGGAUGCUGUUAACGUAGGCAAUGAAUAUCAAAACAAAACGCUUGUGGGAACCGACACGGUAGGAACCAAAUCGACACAGCGCUCUUCACCCCAAGAGCUAUAUGUUGACCGGAAACGGGUCUAUGGCACGAAUGUGUUACCCGAAAAGAAAAUCAAGACUAUCUGGGAACUAGCAUGGAUUGCUUACAACGAUAAGGUUUUGAUUCUGCUUUCUAUCGCUGCCGUGAUUUCACUCGCUCUCGGUAUCUAUCAAUCUGUUACCGCUACAGAUGGGGAAGCAAGAAUACAAUGGGUAGAAGGCGUGGCUAUUAUUGUUGCUAUCUUAAUUGUGGUAGGAGUAGGGGCAGUCAACGACUAUCAAAAGGAACGACAAUUCGUCAAGCUAAAUAAAAAGAAAGAAGAUCGAAAAGUCAAAGCUCUACGGUCCGGCAACACAGUGGAAAUAUCGGUUCAUGAUGUUCUAGUUGGUGAUAUUUUGCUCCUGGAACCUGGUGACCUUGUACCCGUAGAUGGUAUACUGAUUGAAGGACACGAUGUGAAAUGUGAUGAAUCUUCCACUACGGGCGAAUCCGACCUUCUACGAAAACAAGCUGCCGAUGAGGUGUACCAAGCUAUCAAAAACAACGAAAACCUGAACAAAAUGGACCCAUUCAUUCUGUCAGGAUCGAAGGUCACCGAAGGGGUGGGUAAAUUCUUGGUCACUGCCGUCGGAGUGAAUUCGGUUUAUGGAAAGACAUUACUCUCUUUACAAGAUGAAGGUCAGACGACACCGCUGCAAUCGAAAUUAAACGUGCUUGCCGAGUAUAUAGCUAAGCUGGGUCUUGCAUCUGGUCUCCUGCUGUUUAUCGUUCUUUUUAUCAAGUUUUGUGUCGAACUUGGCCAUUACGGAUCACCAGGAGAAAAGGGACAGGCUUUUCUACAAAUCUUCAUCGUCGCUGUUACAGUCGUUGUUGUGGCUGUUCCAGAAGGAUUGCCUCUAGCCGUUACUCUCGCUUUGGCCUUUGCAACAACGAGGAUGCUUAAGGACAACAAUUUGGUUAGACUGCUACGAGCUUGUGAGACCAUGGGAAAUGCGACUACGAUCUGCUCGGAUAAGACAGGCACUCUGACACAGAAUGUGAUGAAAAUUGUCGUCGGUGCUGUAGGUACCUCAAAUCGGUUUGCAGAUAGUGACGGCAACAAUCAAGACUCAGAAGAAGUCCCUCCUUCCGCAUUCUUAUCGAAGCUAUCGCCUGAUGUCAAAGAACUGCUUCUUCAAUCUAUCGUCUACAACUCGACUGCCUUUGAGACAACAGAGGACGGGAAAACUACCUAUAUCGGGUCCAAAACCGAGACGGCCUUGUUAACUUUUGCUCAGGAAUAUAUGGCACUUGGAAAUCUCAAUACAGAGCGUGCGAAUGCUAAUAUAGUUCAAAUCGUUCCUUUUGAUUCGACUCGCAAAUGCAUGGCGGUGGUCGUUAAGCUCAAAGAGGGUCACUACCGGAUGCUCGUCAAAGGUGCUUCUGAAAUUCUCAUCUCCAAGUCGACAAACAUUGUGGAUAGACCAGAGACUGGUCUUAAUGCUGUGUCUCUUACUGAUCGUAGCCGGUCAACCCUGGACAAUCUAGCCAAUUCAUAUGCGUCUCGGUCAUUGCGAGCUAUCAGCUUGUUGUAUCGUGAUUUCGACCAAUGGCCUCCUCGAGGAGUGCCUACACAAGAAGACGACCGAAGACUAGCUAACUUUGAUGCUGUCUUUGAAGGUAUGACUUUAAUCGGUGUGGUGGGCAUUCAAGACCCUCUGCGACCUGGCGUCACUGAAUCUGUCUACCAAUGCCAACGCGCGGGUGUUUUUGUUCGAAUGGUAACUGGUGAUAAUAUUAAUACAGCCAAAGCUAUAGCCCAAGAGUGUGGGAUAUUCACUCCUGGUGGAGUUGCUAUGGAGGGUCCUAAAUUCCGAAAAUUGAGCACUAAAAAAAUGAACCAGAUCAUUCCUCGGCUGCAGGUCCUAGCACGGUCCAGCCCUGAUGACAAGAAGAUACUUGUUUCGGCUCUCAAUAAACUGGGUGAGACGACCGCUGUCACUGGAGACGGAAGCAAUGAUGCUGCAGCUCUCAAAACGGCCGAUGUUGGCUUCUCAAUGGGUAUUUCUGGCACUGAAGUUGCCAAGGAAGCUUCCGACAUUAUCCUGAUGGACGAUAACUUUACCUCUAUCGUAAAAGCUAUCGCUUGGGGACGGACUGUCAAUGAUGCCGUGAAGAAGUUUCUUCAGUUCCAGAUUACUGUCAACAUCACGGCUGUUGUCUUGACCUUUGUAUCAGCAGUUGCAAGCGGCAACGAAUCCUCCGUACUCUCAGCGGUUCAGUUGCUAUGGGUCAAUCUUAUUAUGGACACAUUCGCCGCUCUUGCACUUGCUACCGACCCUCCUGCCGAGUCCGUCCUUAACCGCCGUCCCGAGCCAAAGUCUGCGCCGCUUAUAACUCUUACCAUGUGGAAAAUGAUCAUUGGACAGGCGAUCUACCAGCUAGUCAUCACAUUGAUCUUGAACUUUGCUGGAAGGGUCAUUUUCUCAGGUACAAGCGUGUUUGAGAACCCAGCAACCGAGGAAGCCGAAUUGAAAACCGUUGUUUUCAACACAUUCGUGUGGAUGCAGAUUUUCAACCAGUACAAUUGCCGCCGUCUUGACAAUUACUUCAACAUCUUCGAGGGCAUGUUCCGUAACUACUGGUUCCUCGGUAUACAGCUUAUUAUAAUCGGUGGACAGAUUCUGAUCAUCUUUGUCGGUGGCCAAGCUUUCUCUAUUCAACGUUUGAAUGGAGCUCAGUGGGCUGUCUCCCUUGUUCUUGGAGUCAUUUCUAUCCCGGUGGCUGUUAUCAUCCGUCUCAUUCCAGACGAAUUCAUUCGCCGGUUGAUUCCCACCUUUUGGAGGCGAAAGAAACGGGGUGGUCCUCGCGUUCUAGUGUCUGAUGAGGAGAGAAGCUAUGAGUGGAAUUCUGGUCUGGAAGAGAUCCGGGACCAGCUGACCUUCCUUAAGACUGUCCGAGGUGGACGUUUGAAGCAUAUUAAAAAUAAAUUGCAACAUCCGGAAGAUUUCUUCGCUGGGAGGUCUCGGAGCAAUUCGCGCUCUCGUGAUGAGUCGAUCCCGUCAACUCCAAAUGGGGAGCCUGAUUCCGGUUCCCCUCCACCAGCCACGCCAGACUCGCGAUCUCGCAACCGUACUCGAUCUCGAUCGAACUCUGCCUUUGGUCCAGCUGCGGCGAUGGCGGGUGUCAUUGCUGGCAGUGUGGCCGGCUGGUCUCCGAUUGAGCGCCAAAAUGGAGGUGAAGAUUCCUGGCAUCUGUCGGCCAAUGAUCCCCAUUCAGGACUAGACCACCAACAGGGACUCGAAAUUCACCCAGACACCAGCCAAGAUGACCCUAUCAUUAUUAACAAUUACGAUCUGUCCCCGUCAACUCCACCUAGUCAGAAUCCAGAUCUGGCUCCUGUUUUCGCUCACGCUCCUCCAGAUCGCACACCGAGUCGUGGCCGGCGCUCCACUUCACGGCGGUCACGCUCGAACACCAUGACUACAUUCAAUAGUCGUCGAUCUACGUCUCAGACGUAA